AUGUCUAAUCAAAUUGCUGGCAACGAGAGCAACAAGGAGAAUGCACCGGAAAAUGAAGAAAAGAAAAUUCCCAUAUUUUCAAUUGAAAUAUUAAAGAUUAUUAAGGAAGCCCAACAGCAACAUGGCUUAAGGCAUAAUGAUUAUCAAAGAUAUAGAGGUUAUUGCACCCGACGUAUCAGACGUUUACGAAAAGUUAUGCAUUUACAACAGGGUGAUCGAAGACAUUUUCGCAAGAAAAAUGUUACAGAAACCAAUCUGACAGAUGAAAGAGCGGUUUACAUACCAUUGAUGUUAGCUGAAAGAGCAUGGAGUUAUGCAAUGCAACUAAGAGUUGAGGCUAAUACAGAACCAAGAAAAAAAUUUCAUUUGGUGUCUAGACUAAGAAAAGCUGCUAGUUAUGCUAUACAACUACAAAAGCUUUGUGAGUCUGAAAAAUUUGAUGCUCGUACUCAACUAGAAACUCAAGCUUAUGUGGCUUGGUGUGAAGGGAUGUUGCAAUUUGAACUACAAGAAUGGAAGCCAGCCAUAGAAAACUUAAAAAAAGCUCAAAUGAUUUAUGAAAAAUUAGCUUCUGCACUAAACGAAGAAGAUGCUAUUUUAUAUAGAAAUCGAUAUGAAGAAUUAGAACCAAGCUUGCGUUUCUGUGCUUAUAAUAUUGGAAAUGAGACAGAUGUUAAUCAACUAUUACACUUGCGUAAUCAAGCACAAGGGGAUUUAUUAGUGACAUUGGAUACUUUGAUGGCGCAAACAAGAGAUUCAUUAAGUGAAGUGACUUGGAGAAAUCGUACAGUGCCCGUAAAAAAUUCUCGUGUAAGGACUUUCUUAUUAGCCAAUCGUGAUUUUAAUAGUUUGUUGGACAAAUGCACUACAUUAGCUGAAAAGAGUGAUUCAUUGGAACAACAUUUGAUGGACUGUAAAGAUGCUAUGCUAGCAAUAAGAGAUGAUAUUAAAACUGAACAGAAAAUGGAUGGUUCUUCAACUUCUUCAGCAUCAUCAUUACAGUAUCUUCAUACUUAUUUGUCAUUCAUUCGUUUGGAAAGAUCAAUACAACGUAAUUUGUUGUUAAUUGAAAGUGCAUUGGAAAAUGAUGGCAAACAAGGAACAAUUGGGAGUAAGAAACUUCAAGACGUAACUAGAUUAUAUGAGAUUUUGAUACAAAAUAUUUUGGAAGAACAACAAUUGCCUGGUUUGGAAGACGAUUCAGAUUUUCAAGAAAAAUUGAUCAUUAAAGCUAAAGCUUACAAAGCAUUUAGAUGUUAUUAUAUUGGUCAGAGUUUAAGUACUUUGCAUCGUUGGAGGGAUACAAUGGCCAUGUAUGAACGAGCAUUACUUCACAUAUCUUCUGCUAUUAAUCAAGUUGAUGAUGAUUUAAAGACUCGUUUGAGGAACUUGGUGAACACCAUUGAAUCUUCUAAAUACUGCGCUCAUGCUCAAAGUGUUCUCGAACAAGAUAAUGAGGAAGAACUGGAUAGUUUGAAAAAUGCUAAACUGCAAAAGAUGCCUUUAACAAAACGUUUGGAUGAAUACUAUGAAGAUUCAAGUAUAUUGGGUAAAGAUCCAAAUGUCAUCAAAGUACCACCUGAAAUGGAAGAAAUACCGUGCAAGCCAUUGUUCUUUGAUGUCGCAUUAAAUUAUGUUAAACUACCAGUAUUCAAGAAACAACAACCAGUUUCUGACCCAGCUAAUAAAGAAGGGAUUUCCGGGUUUGUGAAAGGUCUGUGGGGUUGGGGUGGAAAAAAAUAG
This is a messenger RNA of Macrosiphum euphorbiae (potato aphid), 1743 nucleotides long. NCBI's taxonomy places the organism in Eukaryota, Metazoa, Arthropoda, Insecta, Hemiptera, Aphididae. The record is from the annotation of a GenBank genome assembly.